This is a messenger RNA of Rattus norvegicus (Norway rat), 828 nucleotides long. It is a transcript of the gene Mrpl58, whose product is annotated as mitochondrial ribosomal protein L58. Gene Ontology annotation, cellular component: mitochondrial inner membrane; mitochondrion. NCBI's taxonomy places the organism in Eukaryota, Metazoa, Chordata, Mammalia, Rodentia, Muridae. The record is from RefSeq and is marked provisional. Gene Ontology annotation, biological process: translational termination. The coding region runs from base 6 to 626 and encodes 206 amino acids. The transcript has 6 exons. Gene Ontology annotation, molecular function: peptidyl-tRNA hydrolase activity; translation release factor activity.
UGAACAUGGCGGCCGCCUGGGGCCUACGCUGGAGCCUGAGCCGAGCUGGAACCUUGUUGCUCCCGCCGCUCGCGCGCUGUGCUCGCCGGACUCUGCACAGACAGGUGAACGGCACCGAGUUCAAGAGCAUCUACAGCCUGGACAAGCUGUACCCCGAAUCCAAGGGCGUGGAUACCGCCUGGAAGGUCCCGGAGCAUGCAGAACAAGCCAGCAGUGACAUCCCUCUAGAUCGGUUGAGCAUAUCUUACUGUCGGAGCAGCGGUCCUGGAGGGCAGAACGUUAACAAAGUGAAUUCCAAGGCCGAAGUAAGGUUUCACUUGGCCAGUGCAGACUGGAUUGCGGAGCCUGUACGCCAGAAGAUUGCCCUCACGCAUAAAAAUAAGAUCAACAAGGCAGGAGAGCUGGUACUUACCUCCGAGAGCAGCCGAUACCAGUUCCGCAAUCUGGCAGAAUGCCUACAGAAAAUUCGAGACAUGAUUGCCAAGGCCAGCCAGGUGCCCAAGGAGCCAUCCAAAGAAGAUGCUCAGCUUCAGAGACUCAGGAUUGAGAAGAUGAACCGAGAAAGGCUACGACAGAAAAGAAUAAACUCGACCAUAAAGACAAGCAGGAGGAUGACUAUGGACUGAAGUCACCCCACCCUGCUGACAAAGGCCAGAGUGUCAGUGCAGCUCAGCAGAGAGCAGACACACCACAGGAACCUUUCCUUGAUUCUUUGGAGUGGUGUCAGAAGGUUCCUUUGGAGGGAAGGCUGCAGGUCAUCCAGGGCAGCUCCCUCCCUCUGUUAUCCACCUCAUGAGUUACUGUGACAAUAAACUUCUAAGCACAGGA